This is a messenger RNA of Nasonia vitripennis (jewel wasp), 586 nucleotides long. Its product is annotated as adipokinetic preprohormone. Lineage: Eukaryota; Metazoa; Arthropoda; Insecta; Hymenoptera; Pteromalidae. Gene Ontology annotation, cellular component: extracellular region. Bases 166 to 480 code for a protein of 104 amino acids. The transcript is spliced from 3 exons. The record is from RefSeq and is a predicted model, not a curated record. Gene Ontology annotation, molecular function: hormone activity.
UUCAUCCGGGGGUUGAAAAUUCAGCGGCGCAGUGGGGCUCGCGUAUAAAGCUCCGGCGAGCUUUUGCUCCCGUGCCAUACACAGACCCACGCGCGCCGCAGUCUCACACAUCUCGGCUCCACAUAAGUAGUACACGCAGCUUCCUUCCUCGCCCCGAGACGCACCAUGAACUGCAGGAGCCUGCUCGCGCUGGGACUCUGUCUGUGCGUCGUCCUGCUGCAGACUCGGGCCGCCGAGGGUCAGUUGAACUUCUCCACCGGCUGGGGCAAGCGAAGCAGUCAUCUGCUCCAGCCGGCGCGCGCUUCGUCAUCCUCGUCCUCGUCCUCGUCCUCGUCCUCAACGUCGGCGGCGGCGGCGGCGGCGGCUUCCUCGGGAAUCGGCAGGCCUCGACAGCAAGCCGAUCUCGACUACUUUCUGCAGCGCUACUAUCGCCGCCUGCGCAAGAUCGAAGCCCAGCGACUGGCGAAUUCUCAGGUGUAAAUGGCGCUGAUGGAAGCUCGUAUAGUUAGAACAGAAGAUUUGUAUUUGUUUGUUAUUAUACCGUAUGAAGCUUAUUUUAAUAAUAAAUUAAAUAUUCGAUUGUAAA